AAAAGAAGAGCAUAAAUAAGGAAAACAGCAUAGACAUCUUCCCAAGUUGGUGGAGUUGCAGACAAUAGUGUAUCUUUGAACUGAGAAGCAGCAAGCUGCAUUUAGAAACUAAGAUUUGUGUGUCAGGUUUUCGAAGACAGAAUUAUGUAUUACCACAACCAGCACCAAGGGAAAAGCAUCCUCUCUUCAUCGAGAAUGCCCAUUUCUUCUGAAAGGCAUCCCUUCCUUCGAGGAAAUGACACAGGAGAUUCUGGACUGAUCCUAUCAACCGAUGCGAAGCCACGACUAAAAUGGACUCCAGAUCUUCACGAGAGAUUCGUUGAAGCAGUGAACCAGCUUGGAGGAGGAGAUAAGGCUACUCCUAAGACAAUCAUGAAAGUCAUGGGUAUUCCAGGUCUUACUUUAUACCAUCUCAAGAGUCAUCUUCAGAAAUAUAGGCUGAGCAAAAAUCUUAAUGGACAAGCUAACAGCAGCUUAAACAAGACAAGUGUGAUGACCAUGGUAGAAGAAAACACACCUGAAGCAGACGAAAGCCACGGCGAGAGUUUAAGCAUUGGACCGCAGCCGAGCAUAAACUUGCCCAUAAGUGACGCACUUCAAAUGCAAAUAGAGGUUCAAAGAAGGCUACACGAGCAACUUGAGGUACAGCGACAUUUGCAGCUCAGGAUCGAAGCUCAAGGAAAAUACCUGCAAGCGAUUCUGCUGAAAGCACAAGAGACUCUUGGAAGACAGAACCUAGGACCAGAAGCAACUAAAGCUCAACUCUCAGAGCUAGUAUCUAAAGCAUCAGCCGAAUAUCCAGACACUAGCUUCCUAGAACCUAAACAAGUGCAGACUCUAGGCCAUCAACAGAUGCAAACAACCUAUCCACAAAACUCCUCUCUGGAAAGUUGCUUAACCUCAAGUGAAGGAGCCCUUAAACCCCCAAAGAUGCUCGAGAACGGACUAGGAUUAAGAACAUACAUUGGAGAUUCAACUUCAGAGCAGAAAGAGAUAAUGGAAGAACCGUUCUUCCAAAGAAUGGAGCUCACAUGGGGAGAAGAAGAAGGCCAUAACAGGUCAUAUCUUUCCACAAUAGGCCAUAACAACAACGCAGAACAGAGAACAUUGUCUUCAAGAAGAAGAAGCCCUGGAAGAUUGUCAAUAGGAGUGGGAUUACAUGAACAAAACAGAGGAGGAGGGAGUGGCAACAGUGGUUACACUGAGGAAAGAUUCAACGAGAAUGGCGAAGAUUGCAAGCUUGAAACACGCACCAGAACUGCGCUAGAUCUUAACACACAUGACGACAACUACGGCACAACGCGUCCUAAACAGUUUGAUUUGAAUGGUUUUAGCUGGAAUUGAGAAGCCAAAAAGAUUGCACCAACCUUUUUGGUUAAUUCGUCUUGAGAUUUAAUUAUUAGUCGAACCAAAGAGACAUCUCUUGCAAGAUGUACACCACUAUUUGCGUAGUUACUUAUCGCAUAUAAUACAGAUUGAUUUAUUUACGUAACAA
This is a messenger RNA of Eutrema salsugineum, 1495 nucleotides long. RefSeq names its product myb-related protein 1. Bases 145 to 1344 code for a protein of 399 amino acids. Lineage: Eukaryota; Viridiplantae; Streptophyta; Magnoliopsida; Brassicales; Brassicaceae. Gene Ontology annotation, molecular function: DNA binding; DNA-binding transcription factor activity. The record is from RefSeq and is a predicted model, not a curated record. The transcript has 7 exons.